Lagenorhynchus albirostris (white-beaked dolphin) is the source of this 2091-nucleotide messenger RNA. It is a transcript of the gene CCDC177, whose product is annotated as coiled-coil domain containing 177. The coding region runs from base 1 to 2091 and encodes 696 amino acids. The transcript has a single exon. The record is from RefSeq and is a predicted model, not a curated record. NCBI's taxonomy places the organism in Eukaryota, Metazoa, Chordata, Mammalia, Artiodactyla, Delphinidae.
AUGGUGGAUCCCGUGCCUGAAGAGGAGAAGGCGGGAGCCGAGCCGGGAGGCUCCGGAGGGGACGAAGCCGCCGCGUCCGUGCCCCCUGACUCCCAGGGCGCCCCGCAGCCCGCGGCGACUUCGGCCUCGGCCUCCGCCGCGGCGCCCCGUAAGGCUGAAGUCCCGUGCGCAGCAGAAGGCGGGCGGCGGGAGCAGUCCCCGCUAUUGCACCUCGACCUCUUCAACUUCGACUGUCCGGAGGCCGAGGGCAGCCGCUACGUGCUGACCAGUCCCCGCUCGCUAGAGGCCUGCGCCCGCUGCGCCGUUAAACCCGUGGAGCUGCUGCCACGGGCCCUGGCGGACCUGGUGCGCGAGGCCCCCGGCCGCUCUAUGCGAGUAGCCACUGGCCUGUACGAGGCUUACGAGGCGGAGCGGAGCGCCAAGCUGCAGCAGUGCCGGGCAGAGCGCGAGCGCAUCGUGCGCGAGGAGAAGCGGCGCCUCUUCACGCCUUUGGGCCCCGCGGCCGCCGCGGCCUCGGCCCCUAGUGCUGGCAGCAGCAGCAGCUGCAGCAGCGCCAGCCUCCCGGCCUCGCCCGCACCGCGCGCCGCCCGCAAGGCCUCCUCCAGCCCGGCCCGGCCCCAACCUACGCCCGCGCGGUCGCGGGCAGGAAGGAAGAGCCACUCACUAGACUCCCUGUCCCGCCGGCGGGAGGGCGCCCUGAGCUCCGAGUCAGGCGCGUCGUCGUCGUCCUACAGCGGUGAGAGCCUGCGGGAGCUGCACUGGCCGCCGCGGGCCUCGGCCAGGAACAGCUGCCCGGCGGGGUCGGCGUCCUCUGCUCCCAACCCUCUGGGCCGCCCAUCCGCCCUGGCCCUGGUUCCCCUCACCGGCCGCAGCUUCAGCCUCGGCGACCUGAGCCACUCGCCACAGAUGGCUCAGCACGUGGAACGCAUCGUGCGCCAAGUGCGCGCCGAGCGGGGUCUGCGCGCGGUGCCGGAGCGCGACCGGAAGAUCGCGGCGCUGAUGCUGGCGCGGCACCAGGAGGAGCGCCUGUUGCUGGAGCAGCGCGCCGCGGCCCACGGCCAGUGGGAGCAGCAGCGCGUCCGCGCCGAGCAGCGACGGGAGCGCGAGGAGCGCGAGAAGCAGCGCGCCCUGGAGCAGGGCCGCCGAGCCUGGGCCGCGCAGGUGGAGGAGCGGCGCGGCCGCCGGGGCCGCGAGGAGCGCGAGGAGGCGCGGCGGCGGCAGCGGCAGUGCGAGCGCAGCGAGGAGCGGCGGCGGGAGCUGGCCGAGCGCCAGGGACUGCUGCGGCGGGAGCGGGCGGAGCGCACGGCCCGGGAGGACCGACUCCGCAAGCUGCAGCAGGAACAGAACCUGAAGCAGCGGGAGGAGGGGCUGCAGGAAGUGCGCGAGCGGGCCGAGCAGGUGCGCAGGGAGCGCGCUCAGCGCGCGGCCCGCGCCAAGCAGAGUCAGGAGGGCCAGUUGCAGCGAGAGAAGCGGGAGCUAAGCCGGGCGGAGCGGGCGCGCCAUGAGGCGUUGCUGCAAGGCCGGGCCCGGCUGGAGCGCCAGGAGCGCGAGGGCCUGCGGAGCUCCCUGGAGGCCAGCUUGGGCCGCGCGCAGGAGAACUACGAGCAGUUGGUGGAGCAGCGCACCCGGGAGCUGCGCGAGCGGGCCCGGCGGGAGGAGCUGCAGGGCCGGCGGGCCAAGGAGGCGGCCGAGCGCAAAGACCGGGAGCAUCAGGCACACCUGGAGGCUCUGGCCCGGGUGGGCGAGCGGCGGCUGCAGCACGCGGCGCAGGCGGCCGAGGAGGCGGUGCAGCAGAAGGCGCGGCGCGUGGGCCAGAGCCGGAUGGAGAAGGAGCGGGCCCAGCGGGCCAACAAGGAGAAGGUGGAGAGGGACGAAGACUGCCGCCGGCGGGAGCUGCUCCAAGCCAUCGGUCGCAAGCUGGAGCGCAGCGAGCAGCUGUCUCGGGACCGGCGCAGCGCGCUGGAGAGCGCCCGCUCCACAGCCCGGGCCUCCUUCCACGUGCGCGAGAAGGUACGCCAGGAGACCAACACGCGCUCCUUCGAUCGCAUGGUUCGCGAGGCCCAGCUGCACGCCAGCCUGGACCGUAAAUGA